This is a messenger RNA of Cuscuta campestris, 3473 nucleotides long. The record is from the annotation of a GenBank genome assembly. NCBI's taxonomy places the organism in Eukaryota, Viridiplantae, Streptophyta, Magnoliopsida, Solanales, Convolvulaceae.
CCCGGGUCAUAUUAUGACCCGGCCCCUAUGGUGCUCUGUUUGAAAAAUUGAUGGUUCCUACCCCCCUGCCCCCUACCUGCCCCCCUAGAACCGUUUUGUUGAUUUUUUGCUAUUAACUUUACUGUUCCUUUAAUUCAUUAUUGCUUCCUCUAUCCCAAAAUCAUCUUCCCACUUGCCACUUUUUGUUGUCCCGAAAUCUUACUCCUUACCUCUUUGAAAAAUUUUUCUAGUGAAAUGAUAUUUGCACCCAUCAACGGCCCAAGUGCCCAAUAUAAAUUUCACUCAUCUUAUUAAAUAGUCAUUUCCUCGGAUGAAUAAAUACUCUGGGAUACCGUUAACCCAAUUGCUGACCCACUCUUAAAAUCUGUGUCAUUUUCACAUAGGAACAUCAUUUUGGAAAGGUGAGUGUUUUUAUAAGUCCCAUACUAAAUUUAUUUUUGCUUCUUAUCUGAUAUCCACCUUGGAUGCACUAAACUUAUGCUUAAAAUAGUAAAACAAUGCAGGAAGAGCUAAAACUUCUAUGUUCCUCCUUUCCAUAUCAAUUGCCUUAUAGUUUCCCAUUCCUAUCCACUUUGGCAAACAUUAUUUUGAGCUCCAUUUUUGAACUUUCGAAAACUGAGCUAUUUUGGUACAAGUAUUGUGAAAAGCCAAUUUUCUAUCCGUACGUAUACAGAUACUCCCUCUGUCCCUCAAUGAAGUUUUACACAUUUCUAUUUUGUCUAUCACACAAUGAAGUUUACACUAUUCUUUUUUUUUGUCGUGAAAUGAUCUGCACACUUCUUUCAUUUCCUUUUUAGGAAAAGAAUACCGUGGGACGGAGGGAGUAUAUUUUUUGCAUCUAUGUUCUUGGCUCGUGUACAUUGCACUGUGCCUUCCUGAAAUCUUAAUGUGAUGUUUCUUUGUGUUUGAUGCUUCUGUGAAGUAGUUUCCAGCUAAUUUUUUGGUUUCUUAAACCACGGAGUAACUCUUGUCGUGAAACAAGGUACUCUUGUUUGCAGUUAAAGUAAAUACUCUCCGUGCGCAAAAGGACUUCACCCGAAGCAAGAGCUUGACUGUUUCUGUUUUCUACCAUAACUUCUUGCUUUCCUGUCUGAUCAUUUACUGUAACAACUGAUUAUAUCUCUCUUUCAAGUUCUUCUACUCUCUCUCUCUCUCUCUCUGAAUUCCCUCCAUUCUAUUUAGGCUCUUAUUUUUCUUUGUAUGCUAGCGCCAUACACUUGGAAUGUUUUAGGUUUGCUUUCUAGCUUCGAUAACCUAUUCAUAGUGUAUGCUAGGAAAAAUAUACUCUUGUGUUAGCGUGUAGGUUCAACGUGUCAUAUCCUUACAUUGGUAUUCAAAACAAGGUGGGUAGACAUAUGCAAUAUUCAAAACAACAUCUCAUUAUGGGUUUUGUUUCAUCUUCCAUUGCUGCAGAAAUCCCACAUACCCCCCCACCCCCCACACCCCACCCCUCCCCCCCCACACACUUUCUUGAGGUUCUGUCUAGCUCCAAUCAAUCUCCGACUAGAGAGAGAGAGAGAGAGAGAGAGAGCUUUAGGAAAAUCUCUAUGCUUGUCCAACAUGAUUGAGUAGAACACUUUGAGGAGUAUGAAUUAGAUUUGUACAAGUAAUAGUGCCCCAUUAUUCUGUGGUUUUGUUUGUUUAUUUAUGGAUUGAGUGUAAGUAAAUACUUCUUCUGGGUUUUGCUUAGAUUCAGUGUUCUUACAUAAAUUAAACAUUCUUGCAUUGAUGAAUGAAAUGCAUAAACCAGCUGCGUCUAGGAGCUGAUUAAAGAGAAAUCGCUCCGUAUAACAAUGGCGACGAGGAGCUCUCUGCAGCUGGUAUUCAGCAGCAUUUCCAGAGGAAGCAUUCGGAACUUCUGUAACGCCGCCCGAGCCAAUGCGGCGGCGGCGGCGCCGUCAUCUUCUUCCCAGCACCUCAUGGAUUUGGAGUCCGAGUGCAGCGCUCACAAUUACCAUCCAAUUCCCAUUGUUUUUUCUCGAGCGAAAGGAUCAUCUGUCUGGGAUCCAGAAGGGAACAUGUAUCUUGACUUCCUUUCAGCAUAUUCUGCUGUCAACCAGGGGCACUGCCAUCCCAAGAUCAUGAAAGCAUUAGUAGAACAAGCUGAAAAUUUAACUGUUAGCUCAAGAGCAUUUUAUAAUGACAAAUUUCCAGUAUUUGCUGAACUUCUUACCAGCAUGUUUGGUUACGAAAUGGUGUUGCCAAUGAACACUGGUGUAGAAGGAGUAGAGACAGCUUUGAAGUUGGCAAGGAAAUGGGGAUACAUGAAGAAAGGAAUACCGAAAGACGAGGCUAUGAUCGUCUCAUGUUGUGGUUGCUUUCAUGGACGCACACUUGCUGUGAUAUCUAUGAGCUGUGAUCACGAUGCAACUCGUGGAUUUUGGCCCUUAAUGCAUGGCAAUCUUAAAGUAGAUUUUGGUGAUGCGGCUGCACUUGAGAAACUAUUCAAGGAAAAAGGAGACAAAAUAGCUGGUUUUUUAUUUGAACCCAUCCAAGGAGAGGCUGGGGUUAUAAUCCCCCCGGAUGGAUAUCUGAAAGCUGUUAGAGAUCUUUGCUCAAAAUAUAAUAUUUUAAUGAUUGCUGAUGAGAUACAAAGUGGGCUGGCACGAUCAGGAAGAAUGCUUGCAUGUGACUGGGACGGGGUCCGCCCUGAUGUCCUAAUAUUGGGAAAAGCAUUGGGUGGUGGAGUGUUACCUGUAAGUGUUGUGCUAGCAGACAAAGAUGUUAUGCUUUGUAUUCGCCCUGGAGAGCAUGGAAGCACUUUUGGAGGGAAUCCUUUGGCCAGUGCAGUUGCCAUUGCAUCUCUAGAGGUAAUAAGAGAUGAAGGACUUGCAGAGAGAUCUGCUCAGUUGGGAGAGCAACUCAGGAACCAACUAAUUAAGGUUCAGCAGAAAUUUCCUACAUUGAUAAAGGAAGUUAGAGGAAAAGGCCUAUUUGAUGCAGUAGAGCUGAAUAAGAAGGCCUUGUUCCCGUUGACAGCCUACGACAUAUGCCUAAAGAUGAAGGAGAGAGGAAUUCUUGCUAAGCCAACUCAUGAUUCUAUAAUACGCCUAACGCCCCCUCUCUCAAUGAGUGCCGACGAAAUCCAGCAAGGGUCCAAGGCGAUACACGACGUUUUGGAGUUUGAUCUACCAAAGAUGCAGAAAGAGAAGCCACCAAAGGUACCCCACACUGAAUCAUCUGAUAAUUCCUGUGACCGUUGUGGACGCAAUUUGUAUGCCGCUGUGUAGUAAAGGCAGAUUGCGUCCUCAUGUCCUCUGAUUGCCUUUGAAGUUUUCCGUAUGUUCGUGCCAUUGGUAGCCGUAUUUAGACUGAUUGAGAUUUUUUGAGAAUGCUGAUGCAAUUUGAACGUUGUAACUUGUUUCUGUGGCGCGAACGAGGCCAGUUUUCUAAAUAAUACGCAGUGCUACAUUGCUAUUUACUUCAAUUCAGUAUCAUUCACUUAGUUUAGUCCAGUGCAUAGAUUUAAAUUG